Molecule: messenger RNA, 1200 nt
Organism: Chanos chanos (milkfish)
Lineage: Eukaryota; Metazoa; Chordata; Actinopteri; Gonorynchiformes; Chanidae
Gene: homer1b
Product: homer scaffold protein 1b
Exons: 8
Coding region: 1-1200 (399 amino acids)
Biological process (GO): G protein-coupled glutamate receptor signaling pathway
Molecular function (GO): G protein-coupled glutamate receptor binding
Source: RefSeq, a predicted model, not a curated record
AUGGAGGCAGGCGAGAUGGUCAUCCGAUUGCCGGGCCGGUCCAGUUCGCCUUGCGGCUUCGGAGAAACCACGGUGCUCCGGCACAAGGAGGUUCACCAUUUCUUUUUCGUCCCUUUCAGGGAGCAACCUGUGUACAGCACCCGAGCACACGUCUUCCAGAUCGACCCUAACACCAAGAAGAACUGGGUCCCCACCAGCAAACAUGCUGUCACUGUCUCCUACUUCUACGACAGCACCAGAAAUGUCUAUAGGAUCAUCAGCCUGGAUGGGUCGAAGGCAAUAAUAAACAGCACUAUCACCCCGAACAUGACUUUCACAAAGACGUCACAGAAAUUCGGGCAGUGGGCAGACAGCCGUGCCAACACAGUGUAUGGAUUAGGCUUCUCCUCAGAACGUCACCUCGCCAAGUUUGCAGACAAAUUUGCAGAGUACAAGGAAGCAGCCCGCCUAGCGAAAGAGAAGUCUUUAGAGAAGAUGGAACUUACAAGCUCCCCUUCUCAGGAAUCAGCGCCGGGUGACAUCCAUUCACCCUUGACCCCACCGGUGACGUCUGACCUCUGCCGGAUUAAUGGCACUGGUGAUGAUGUCACUCUAUCAGACAUGUCUCCAAAUUCUGAGGUUCCAUCGGAGUCGUCACAGAAUACACCUUCGCUCGCUCACAGCCCCACUGUAACCAAGCACUGGGAAGCUGAGUUAGCAGCACUGAAGAGCAACAACGCUAAACUAACGGCAGCGCUCCUGGAAUCUACGGCCAACGUCAAACAGUGGAAGCAGCAGCUGGCGGCUUAUCAAGAGGAAGCGGAGAGACUGCACAAAAGAGUAACAGAACUAGAAUGCAUGAGUGGACAAGCCAAUGUCAUCAAAUCACACAAAACAGAACUCAACCAAACCAUAGAGGAGCUGGAACUGACUCUGAAAGCUAAAGAAGAGGAGAUGGAAAAGUUGAAAGAAGAAAUGGAAAACGCCAAAGUGCUACAAUCGGAAAAAGAUGCACUCACUGAGAAAUUGCAGGAGACGGACACGCGGAAUAAGGACCUGGAGACACGGCUAGCCGAUCUGGAGCAGCGACUGGAGGCUAGCCAGGCAGAACAGGACACCUUCCGGAAGAAUCUAAAGACCCUUCUAGAAAUCCUGGAUGGAAAGAUCUUCGAGUUGACCGAGCUGAGGGACAACCUGGCCAAGCUGAUUGAGGGUAGUUAA